AUACUUUUUUAUGUUUUUUUUUUUUUUUCACUCAAUCAAAACCCAUUUUGAUUAAUUUUGUUACAAUCAACGACGAAGCGACGGAGAUGAAUCCUUUUCACGGUGGUGACGAGAAGCAACGACCGGCGAUGUAUCCCCAAGUCGAUCAAUCGAUUCCUGAUAAUCCUUUUGCUCCAACAAAUCCUUACCCUUCUUCCCCUUAUCUCUAUCCUUCUCUCUCAUCGCAAAAUCUCGGACCUAAUCUCUUCCCUGACCACGGAGAUGCAUCCAACGACCAAUCACCGUCUGCUCCGCCUCAGGCGACGGAGGAGGUUCUUAUCCGUGUCCCCGGUGCUAUUCUCAACCUUAUUGACAAAUCCUACAGCGUUGAACUCGCUUGCGGUGAUUUCACCAUCGUUCGAAUCAUCCAGGGGCAGAACAUCGUCGCGGUUCUAGCCAAUGUUGGGAAUGAGAUUCAAUGGCCGUUGACGAAGAACGAGGUUGCCGCCAAGGUUGAUGGAUCGCACUAUUUUUUUUCGAUUCAUCCGCCAAAGGAGCAAGGAAAUGGAUCUGUGUCCGACUCAGAUGAUGAUAUUCUCAAUUACGGAUUGACUAUUGCUUCGAAAGGGCAAGAGAAUGUAUUACUUGUGCUUGAUCAGGUUUUGCGAGACUAUAGCUGUUUCACAGAGCAGAAGAUGUCUGAAAAGGCUAAGGAAACGGGUGAAGAGGUGCUGGGAAGUUCAGUUGUGGCACAGACUUCUCCCGAGGAGCUUAAGGGUGAGAGAAAAGACGUGGUGGAGGGUCAAUGUGCGGCGUAUUGGACUACACUUGCGCCUAAUGUCGAGGACUAUAGUCACAGUACUGCCAAAAUGAUAGCUUCCGGGUCAGGCAAGCUGAUCAGAGGGAUACUUUGGUGUGGGGAUGUAACUGUGGAGAGACUCAAGAAGGGGAACGAAGUGAUGAAGAAUAGGCUAAGUCGUGCUGAGAAGGAGAAGGAUGUUAGCCCUGAAACACUGAAGAGAAUCAAGAGGGUUAAGAGAGUGACACAAAUGACAGAAAAAGUUGCGACUGGUGUUCUCUCUGGUGUUGUCAAAGUCUCAGGAUUCAUCACUGGUUCAGUGGCAAACUCAAAAGCUGGAAAGAAGCUUUUUGGCCUCUUGCCUGGAGAGAUUGUUCUCGCAUCCCUUGAUGGAUUUAGCAAGAUCUGUGAUGCUGUUGAGGUGGCUGGGAAAAACGUGAUGUCAACUUCAUCAACUGUCACAACAGAACUCGUCAAUCACAGGUAUGGCACAAAAGCAGCAGAGGCAACCAACGAAGGGCUAGACGCAGCAGGACAUGCUUUUGGAACCGCAUGGGUUGCUUUCAAGAUCCGAAAGGCACUUAACCCCAAAAGUGUCUUGAAGCCUACAACAUUGGCCAAGUCCGCUGUUUCUGAUUUAAAGGCUAAGAAAGGGUCCAAGUAAACAGCCUUACUUCCAAUUGUUCAUCUAUACUUUGCAAUUUAGUUUUCCUUUUGGAAAAGUAUAUGAAGAUUGACUGAUGUACUCUAUAUUUAGUUUUCUGUGUAUAUUGUGAUUCUAUGUAAACUAUAUAAGCAGUUUCUUGUAAUCUUCUCCCAUAUAUGCAUGGAGAAAAGAGAUACUAUAUGCAGCUUUAAUACUUAACGAUAAAAAGUAGCGAGUAUUAAAAGAUGUAUUUCAUCUUUUUGUUUUGUUCUACUA
Messenger RNA from Capsella rubella, 1700 nucleotides. RefSeq names its product senescence/dehydration-associated protein At3g51250. The transcript is spliced from 4 exons. Bases 87 to 1442 code for a protein of 451 amino acids. NCBI's taxonomy places the organism in Eukaryota, Viridiplantae, Streptophyta, Magnoliopsida, Brassicales, Brassicaceae. The record is from RefSeq and is a predicted model, not a curated record. Gene Ontology annotation, cellular component: plasma membrane.